GAAAUUUUUUAAUUAUUUCAAUUUUUGACUCGAAGCGUUAGUACAAUUUUAAAUACGAAGGAGAAACGCGCGCUUUUCAUAUUUUAUGUUGGUACGAGCCUAACAUGUAAUAGAUUCGAUCAGAAGAGUUAGGUAGGCCUAGGUCUUUAUAAUAACUAACUCAUUCCUUACCUGGAAAACUAUUUUAUUUACUGCCAUCUAGCGAAGAAAUUUUAAUAUGAAUAUACACACAGAGACAAUUAAAUUUUGUAGGUAUGUGCUAAUCACGCUAACACCACUUUAGUCGGCUUUGUAACAAUUGCCCUUAGUAUUGUAGUUUUGCUACGAGCCUGUAAUAAAACAAAUUUAUAUGAAAUAUAUAAUUUGGAUUUAAAUAUACAUGUAAUAAAUAGUGAAAAUAUUUAUUUACAUUGUACAAAUUACAUUUACAACAAGUUAUUUGUAAUGUUCUUAUUCAUAAAAUUAAUGAUAAAGUAGUCUUAAUGGAAUUGUAUCAUAAUUUUGAUCUUACGAUAUAUAUGCAAUAUAUUUGAUGCUACAAUAUAUAUUAGCAUAUUUUUAUUGUUCUAUUUCUUGAAAUGAUUUUUAAUAUAUACUGUCGCAUACGUAAAUUUAAUGUGAAAUGAACUAUUGACGAAUCUUGGAAUCUUGAUAUAUUACAAAUAUGUUUUCGAUGGAUCAAUCUAAACCUUCAAACAAUCUUCCAAUCCAGGAAGAUAAUAAAAGGGUUUUUAUAAAUGAUCCAGACUGGGACACAAUAGCUGUAUAUUUAAUAGGGAAUCAACAAAGAUUUAGGGAGAAUAUUAUUAUACCAAGAAUGAUAGGACCUGUACAAAUUAAGACUAAUGAAGAAAAAAUGGUGGAAAGAGCAAUGGAAAGUUGUGCCUUUAAGAGUAUUAUGAGCUGUGUACUUGGAUAUGGAUUGGGAGCUGCAAUAGGUUUAUUCUCAUCAAGUGUAAAUCCAAAUAUCACAAGUGUAGAAAAACAGCAAACUGCACGCGAAAUAUUUAGGGAAAUGAAAAUGACGACACUCAGUUAUGCUAAAAAUUUUGCUGCUGUGGGUUGUGUAUUUUCAGCCGUUGAAUGUACUAUAGAAUCUUACAGAGGUAAAACCGAUUGGAAAAAUGGUACUUAUGCAGGUGGUGUGACAGGUGGCUUAAUAGGCCUAAGAGCUGGCAUAAAAGCAGGAUUGAUAGGUGCUGCAGGAUUUGCAGCAUUUUCAACAGCAAUAGAUUAUUACAUGCACAGAUCAUAAAUAACAUUUAAUAGAAUUACAAAUCAUGUAUUUCUAUAGAAAAGAUAUAAAAGCCUGCGUAUAUUGAGCAUAUUUAUAAUACAUACAAAAGCAUUAAACAUGUUUAUAUUGUAUAAAUAGAUAUAAAUGCUUAGAAAUAAGUACAAUGGUCAAGGUAUAAAAUAUGUGAGAAAUUGAUAUCUGUUCGUCUUAAAUUACCUAAAACUUGUCUGUACUCCCACUUAUUGACUGAACAAUUCUUUUUUUUUUUUUUCUUUCUUUUUUAUUUUUAUUUUAUAUACCUCAAAAUACUAUUAAAGUGUAUUACAAAAAUACUAAGCUAUAUUUUAAUAUUCUGGUAAAUAAGAAUAAAGUAAAUUAAAUGCAGUUUUGGAACAGUUCUUAAUACUUUUCACAUAAUACCUUUGGAAGAUAAAUAUGUGCAAAAUUUCAUCAUCUAUCUUUUAUAAUUUAUCACAUUAAAAAACAAUGUUUUGUAUAAGUUACAAUAUCUCUUUGUUGUUAAAAAAAGAUGCAGUCUUAUAUUUAUUUAUUAUUUUUUUUUUUUUUUUUCUUUUUCUUUUUUUUUUAAACAUCCUGGAUGAUCACACCUUAGAUACAUGAUAUUACAUGUUCUAUUUGAAUUAGAUAUGUCAGAAAAGUAUGCAUAAUACAAAUACAAAAAGUAUUUGCAUAUUCGAAGACAUGUUUCUCACUGUACAAAUGAGUAUAAUCU
Messenger RNA from Vespa velutina, 1970 nucleotides. RefSeq names its product mitochondrial import inner membrane translocase subunit Tim22. Gene Ontology annotation, molecular function: transmembrane protein transporter activity. Bases 665 to 1255 code for a protein of 196 amino acids. Gene Ontology annotation, biological process: protein insertion into mitochondrial inner membrane. Lineage: Eukaryota; Metazoa; Arthropoda; Insecta; Hymenoptera; Vespidae. Gene Ontology annotation, cellular component: TIM22 mitochondrial import inner membrane insertion complex. The record is from RefSeq and is a predicted model, not a curated record. The transcript has 5 exons.